Mercenaria mercenaria is the source of this 5844-nucleotide messenger RNA. Its product is annotated as transient receptor potential cation channel subfamily A member 1 homolog. Gene Ontology annotation, biological process: transmembrane transport; monoatomic ion transport. Gene Ontology annotation, cellular component: membrane. The coding region runs from base 415 to 4005 and encodes 1196 amino acids. Lineage: Eukaryota; Metazoa; Mollusca; Bivalvia; Venerida; Veneridae. The transcript is spliced from 28 exons. Gene Ontology annotation, molecular function: protein binding; monoatomic ion channel activity. The record is from RefSeq and is a predicted model, not a curated record.
CAAUUCUGUGCCAUAUGUUGUCAAUAAAAUUAUCAAGAUCGAACAAGAACUGACAAAAUAUUGGAAAUUCAAAAUCAACGGGUCCGCUUGAUUGCACCUUCAAUACCAUAUCAAAGUACAUUUAAUAGGACACACAUAAAUGUUUUGUGGUGAUAUUAAGCAAAGAAAGAGAUAAAAGGAAGACAGAAAAAUGGAUUAUUUUCUCUUUAUUUCAAAUAUGUAGUGAUAGUAACACUAGGAGAAAAUGCAUUAGUGGAAUUCGAUAAAUUUAUAUCUAUAUUCAGCCACAGAGCUCAGACAUCUGUAUGCAUAGACAUAUGUAUGCAUGGACAAUCGUAUGCAUGCAUUGACAAUCGUAUGCACAGCCAUCUGUAUGCAUAAACCAUUGUAGAAGAAAGUACCAAACAUUACAAGAUGAAUUCCGUUGCUCCUCUAGACGAAGUUCCGAUAACGGGAGCGGAUAGUGGGGCUGAAGACGCAGACGACAUGCUCCCGGAUGGAGUUAUAAAUCCCGCUUCUUACCGCAGUGCAGAAGAGGACAUUGAGAGCAUCCGUCUUUCAUUUAAUCUUUUGCAGUGUGCCAGAAACGGGUAUGUGGAGGCUGCUACUCGGCUGCUGCAGGACGAGAAAAGCCAGAAAGAAAUCAACAAUGAUGAUGAAGACGGACUAUGUCCAUUACAUUACGCUGCUAGAUAUAACCACAUGGAGAUAGUAAAGCUGCUCGUUGAAAAUGGAGCAGAUGUGAACAGCGAGGACCGCGAGGGAUUAACACCGUUACAUUAUGCAUGCAGAAUCAAACGGAAGCGGAAGAAGUCUAAACAGACAAUGCUGAAUCUAUCCUUAACAGAAACUAUAGAAAACUCGCCGGCGAGAGGAAUGGAUCAGCAGUCAGAAGAUGGACAAGUGGCAUUACUUGGGGGAAGGCAAAUAGAUCCAGACGCCACCGCGAUACAUUAUCUGAUAGAUCACGGUGCUGACGUCACACAUCAGGAUGACUAUGGUCUUACAGCGCUCCACCAUGCUGCUCUACGUGGUGACGAAGUUGCAUGCCAACAGCUUCUCAUGUAUGCUACAGAAGAAAUGCCACUUGUAAAUGCCAAAGACAUCCAGAAGAUGACCCCAUUGCACACGGCAGCCUGUCAAUGCGAGUCUGAUAUAGCAAGGCAGCUUAUCUUGGCUGGAGCUGACGUCAGGUGUGUGGAUGACGAACAGUCUACCCCGCUGCAUGAAGCCGCAACAGUCGGAGACACCAAGAUAUUAAGAGUUAUUUUUGACUCUUGCAAAAACGGGAACAAGUGGGACACUGAUAAAUUGUCGGAGUUAUUAUCGGACAAAGACGAGGACGGAAACGCGCCGUUAAUGUUGGCUGUAGAGUCAGGGAGAUACAAAUUUGCAAUUAACUGUAUCAAUAAAGGUGCAGCCAUAAAUACGAUAAACAAAUGGCACAUGACCCCGCUACAUCUUGCAGCUAUCAAAGGCGACCUCCGGAUUGCCCAGUUGUUGAUAGAGAAGGGUGCCAAAAUAAAUGCUUUAAAUCACGAACAUCAAACACCAUUACAUAAAGCAGCAUUGUUCAACAACAUCGAAUGUAUCACCUGCCUUCUAGAUAAUGGCGCGACGUUAGAAGCAAAAGACAAAGACAAUUUCACGGCGUUGUUGCUGGCGGCAUGUUACGGUCAUGCAAAAUCAGUACAGCUGUUGAUAGACAGAGGUGCUGAUCUGUCUGUAGAGGACAAAAACGACAGGACUGCAGUAUAUUUGGCAGCAGAGGAAAAUCAGCUAGAAGUUUUAGAAGUUUUGUUAAGGCAUAACCGUGAGAAGUACAUGGUAAAUCACAGAGACGAAUGCAGUAAUAACCCCCUACAUAUAGCAGCAAAGCUUGGCCAUCUCAGGAUUGUUAAAUGUUUGCUAAACAAUGGCGCGGAUUUGUUUUGCAAAAAUGAUAUGGAGCAGACACCUAUACAUAUGGCAGCUGUAAACGGAUGGACAAAUGUUGUCCGUGCGAUUGUGAACAAGGAAAAGAACACAAUGAGUGACGGGGACGAGGAUUCAAACACUGCACUACACCUUGCCGCCAUGGGAGGUCAUAUCAAACUUGUUGAAGCAUUGCUCAAUCUAGGCGCUGAAGCGGAAGUCAGAAACAGCGCCUUAAGGACACCACUGGGCUGUGCAGCCGCUCAAGGGCAUUUGAAAACAGUAAAGAUUUUGGCAGAAUCGGAUGCAAGUAUUGAUGCCACAGACAAACUAAAUAUGACGCCACUGUUGUUGGCUGCAAACAAUGGCCAUGCUAAUGUUGUCGAUUAUCUUAUUGAGGACAUGAAUGCUGACGUCACGUUACGUAAUAAUGACGGCCAUAAUUGUCUCGAUCUGUCAGUAAUCGAGGAUCAUCAGGAUGUGGCGACAGAAAUAAUUAAAUCUUGUUCGUGGAAGUAUGCGCUAAGGAAUACUGUGAGAGAGAAGGGAAUGAUGAACACCCCUUUAAGAAGGCUUAUCAGAAAAAUGCCAGAGGUCGCAGAAAUGGUAUUUGAUAAGUGCAUCCAAGUUACUAAACCCGAGGAAGGCAGCCAGACAAAACUUAACCACAAACACCAGGUGAAGUUUAACUUCGAAUUCCUAGACGAUCUGUACAGUAUGCAUGAAUGGAGAGAAAAAAGAACAACCAGACGAAGGGAAAAGAUGAAAUUGAAAGAUAAAUCUAUUGUCGAACCUGAGAAAGCUCCAGUUGACGGCUUUGACUGGGAUAAGCUAAAACCUUUCAAACCUAGAGAUAAAGAACUUGUCCCAUACACUACUGAAUCAAAUGUCUUUCUGCAAAACCAUCCUAUGAACAUAAUGGUUGAAUCUUCACGUGAAGAGCUUCUAGACCAUCCUUUGGUGACUGCAUUACGACGUCACAAGUGGGUCAGUUUUGGACGUGUGUUCUAUUAUGUCAGCUUUGUUUCAUACCUCAUUUUCCUCGCGUUCCUGACAGGAUACAUUCUGGUGACGAAACCACCAUAUGCUAUCGACAAGAGCAACUUUGCGAAUGUUGCUGGAGAUACAGAUUGUGAAAAGUAUCAAAACAGUGGAGUAAAACAAAAUCUGUUUGCAAGCAUUGCAAAAUAUGUCAUACUUGUACUUGAUGUCAUCUAUAUCAUAAAGGAGUGUAUUCAAGCAUUCCACGGAAGACUGAGUUAUAUAAACAUAGAAAAUAUUUUAGAAUUGUCAGUGUUCAUUUCAAGUUUUCUGCUGGUCCUUGACAUCGAAUCAUGUCAAGCCGAAACGGGAUAUAGAAUGGACUGGCAAUGGAAUUUCGGCAGUAUAUCUAUUGUAUUGGCGUGGAUAAUGCUUGUGCUGUUUAUUCAGAAGUUCCCUAAACUUGGAAUUUAUGUCGUCAUGUUCAGAUACAUUCUGUACACAUUCUUCAAAUUCUUCCUCGUCUUUCUGUUGUUCAUUAUUGCAUUUGGUUUGGGAUUUUUCUGUCUUAUACAAAAUCAGACUCCCUAUUCCACGGCCUGGAAUGCAAUUAUACGGACCUCUGUUAUGAUGAUAGGAGAGUUUGAUUAUAACGAUAUAUUUCAUGGCGAGGAUGACAUGCAUUAUUGGCUGACAUACGUGUUGUUCUGUGCUUUCCUCAUUGUCAUGACCAUCAUCAUCAUGAACUUGUUGGUUGGUCUAGCAGUUGACGAUAUCAAAGGCGUUCAAGAUCAGGCAGCAUUAAAAAGAAUAGCAAUGAAGGUAAAACUGGUACUGGACAUAGAGAGGAUUAACCUGAAGUUUACAAGCCGGUAUUACGAACGUUGUUUGAUGGAGUACUACGACGAUUCCGAGGAAAUGCAGACAGCGAUCCGCCAUUCUAAAGAGUUUGAAGAUCAAAUGCACAAGAGUCAGCAGAAGGUGUUGAAGAAGGUAGACAAAGUAAAAAAUACGGUGAAGUCACUGAAGAAUGAUAUCUCCAGGCUAGAGGAUAUGUUGGAGACAAUCAUGAAAGCUCAAGAUAUUACCAUGCAAACGGACGAUGUUUAGAUUGUAUGUCGUUGAAUUGGUCAGAUUUUGUAAUGUACGACACUGACUCUACCAGGCGGUUCAGUUGAUGUGAUGAGUAGUGUAUCUUACAUACGGAAAUGAAAUAAAGGGAUCUAUACUCCUGAAGCUGUAACAGGGACUCAUGUUGUACACUAUAAUUAUGUAAUAAAUUGUGCCAGUGUAUAAGAGUUGGUGCGUCUGACUGGCGGAUAAACAAUUCAACUUCUGUGCGUCCAAAAGUUUUAUUCAUUUGAAUCUGUCUCACAAUAGUUCAGAAAUACUUGGUGUUAUACUUCAAAUAACACAAAGUUUAUGCCAUAAACUUUUCCAUAUUUUUACGAGUCAUAAAACUCUAAAGAUCUCAGAAUCUGUUGUAAAAUUGAAGGUGGCUAGAACUGCUUUCAAAUUCGUUUUUAUUCAAAGCCAAACUGAUGAUUUUUAAUAUUCUUGAAGUGGUUUAUUUUUUAUUAAUUUUCGUGAUUUUUUCCUUUUGCUUUAAUCUCAUAUAAUAUUAUUCACUAGUGCGAGAGGAUACUUAGUUGUAUAUUCAGUUCUAGUUUCGUUAUUGCAAAGUUUAUUAAUUUCAUUCUCGGUAUGUUUGUCAUGGGACCAGUACCGAUGCAACACGCAUUUUUUACGUUGUCUUUUGAUAGGUUUUCAUGUACUACAGUACUUGGUAAUUGAACAGUAGCGGUGCACGACAUUUUGUGAUACCAUGAAGUUUCAAGGUUAAAUUCCACUUUUAACGCUUUUAACUGUGAUAUGCAUUUUUUUAUUUUUGACAUUUAUAAGCAAACUUCUUAAGCACGUGUAAAUAGCGUUGUACCAUACAUUCUAUUUAUUUUUGUCCUGCUGUGGCAGCUAUUGUUAUAAGGAAUAACAGUAAUUAAGAAAGCAACUGCAUGACUCUUCGUUUUUAGCAUUCGGUAAUGUUUUGUAAAUUUAUGAAACAAAGCCACUAACGUGUUUAAUAUUUUGGCUUCCUUUAAGAUAUAAAAGACAUUUUUGAAUUUAAUAAAUUACCUUUAAUUUACCUGUAUACUAAAUAGAUUCAACAGAGGUUCAAGUUUAUUUAUUGAAUAGUGUCUUGGUGGUUUGUGUAAAACUUUGCUCAAAUUUAAACAACUGUUGUACGUUUCAUAUAAAACUUGUAUAUAUGUUCCAAGCUUGUAAAUAUAUAAAUAGUUUUCCACGACAAUCUGUAACCUGGUGUAGCAUUUGUAUCACUAGACUAGAUAAAUUCACCAGCAGUUAAAACUUUUCUAAUUUUAUAAAAAAAAUAUUAGGAUGAAAUAGUAAUUAGAAAGGGGCUAACAUUAAUUUUCAAGGAGGGUCAUGAAACAUAUAAUGCAAUCAUUGCUUUAAAGUCUAAAUGCAGUUUUUUUUCCACAUAUCUACACUUUAAUGCACAUUAUGUAUAUUCCGUAAAAUAACUUCUGAAUCAAGAAGGAAUUUGAUUUUUAUUGGGCAGAUAUUUACUUAAAACAAUAUAUGUAUAAUCAAUGCAAGAAUCUUUGUCUUCGAUAACGCACGAUAGCUAUCUGGCAUGGGGUAACCAAUGAAUUUUAAUGCAUGAGUAAAAUCAACGGAAAUGCGAAUCUGGUAUGCCUGACAAAUGGUUUUGUUUCAAAGUGAUUUAUAGAAGUUAUUUAGAAGUGAAGGUAGUGACAAAAUUACAUUUGCUGGUCCUAAUUCUUGGAAUGUGUUUAUACUAGCUUCAUGUUUUUUCUUAGAAAACCCCUGCAAACAUGAUGCAGGAGAUCUAAAUUUGACCCGAAUCUUGAUUUUAAUGUACAUUUAUACUUUUAAAAUUAUUAAAGCCGUUCAUAAUUAAUUAAA